UUAUGAUACGAUAAGGCACUAUUCCCUUAGCGUUUCCCGCUCAGUCAUAAACACAAACGUUUGGCCUGCAAAAUACAAGUGACAGGGAGGGAAGGGAAGAGAGUGUGCUCCUGAUGAAGUACGUGUUGGUUACAGGCGGGGUGGUCAGUGGGCUGGGCAAAGGCGUCACCGCCAGCAGCAUCGGCCUCGUCCUCAAAGCCUGUGGCCUCCGCGUCACCUCCAUCAAAAUCGAUCCAUACUUGAACACAGAUGCUGGCACCAUGUCUCCCUUUGAGCACGGUGAGGUUUUUGUUCUUGACGACGGCGGAGAGGUUGAUUUGGACCUCGGCAACUAUGAACGCUUCCUAGAUGUAACUCUUACUAGGGAUAACAACAUUACCACUGGCAAGAUAUAUCAGUCUGUCCUUGAGAAGGAGCGGAGAGGUGAUUACCUUGGCAAAACUGUUCAGGUGGUUCCACACAUAACUGAUGCCAUUAAGAUAUGGAUAGAAUCUGUUUCAGUCAUUCCUGUGGAUGGAAAAGAGGGCCCUGCAGAUGUUUGUGUGAUAGAGUUGGGAGGGACUGUGGGUGACAUUGAAUCAAUGCCAUUCAUUGAGGCUCUACGCCAUUUGUCCUUUUCAGUUGGGAAAGAGAACUUCUGUCUUAUUCAUGUGAGCCUGAUACCAGUACUGGGUGUUGUUGGAGAGCAAAAAACAAAGCCUACGCAACAUAGUGUGCGGGAACUAAGAGCAUUAGGCUUGACUCCUCAUCUAUUAGCAUGUCGCUCUGCGGAGCCUUUGCUGGAAAAUACUAAGCAGAAACUUUCACAAUUUUGUCAUGUUGCAGCUGGUAAUAUUCUUAAUAUCCAUGAUGUACCAAACAUAUGGCACAUUCCUCUCUUACUUAGGAAUCAAAAAGCUCAUCAUUCAAUUCUUCAACAACUAAAUCUACUAAGCAUUGCCAUGCCUCCUGAUUUAAGAGAUUGGACCAAGAUGGCAGAGACUUACGAUAACCUGACCAAUUCUGUGAGGAUUGCCAUGGUGGGGAAGUAUGUGGGCCUUACAGAUUCGUACUUGUCUGUAGUAAAGGCCCUUCUGCAUGCUUGUGUUGCUUGUUCUUUAAAGCCAUCAAUUGACUGGAUUGCUGCUUCUGACCUUGAAGAUGAUAGUGCCAAACUGAUACCAGAAGCACAUGCUGCUGCAUGGGAGACCCUAAAGAAUGCAGCAUGUGUCUUGGUCCCUGGUGGAUUUGGAGAUCGUGGUGUGAGAGGUAUGAUAUUAGCUGCAAAGUAUGCCAGAGAGAACAAUGUUCCUUAUCUCGGGAUUUGUUUGGGCAUGCAGAUUUCAGUGAUUGAAUUUGCGAGAUCUGUUUUGGAUUUAGAAAGGGCAGACAGCACAGAGUUUGAUGCACAGACACCGAAUCCUGUUGUAAUUUUUAUGCCUGAGGGAUCAAGAACUCACAUGGGAAGCACAAUGAGACUGGGAUCCAGAAGAACACUUUUCCAAGCUCCUGACUGCAUUACUUCAAAGCUGUACCAUAACUCAGAGUAUGUGGAUGAACGCCACCGGCACAGAUAUGAGGUGAACCCAGAUGUUAUUGGAGUUCUUGAAGAAGCUGGCCUGAAAUUUGUGGGGAAGGAUGACAGUGGGAGACGAAUGGAGAUUUUAGAGCUUCCAAGUCAUCCAUUCUAUGUAGGAGUGCAGUUUCAUCCAGAAUUUAAAUCACGGCCUGGGAGGCCCUCUCCUCUAUUUUUAGGUCUGGUCUUGGCAGCAACGGGACAGUUGGAAACAUAUCUUGAUGAGAAUCAAAAUACAAGUUCUCCAGAUCAUUAGUUCAAGGUAGGUUUGUACUUUGAAUGCGAGAGCUCCCAUAGAAGAAGAAUUGGACUUGCGUUUGAGCUGUUUGUGCAUUGUUCCCCCUGGCUCUUUCUGAAUGUGGGUGAGAAAGUGGGAUGGGAAUGGGUUGGAUCAUCUCUCUUGACUCACAAUAUUCUGUGCUCCGUAUGCAUAAAUAGGUGCAUCUUAAGUGAUUGCAUUUGAGAAGAGACAGAUAUAUUUCUGUUCAUCGAUACAAAAUGGGACACAGUAUUUCUCUUAGCUCCAGUUUGUGUAGCGAAAUUGUUUAACAAGGGAUGUCGUCACUACAUGAGAAAACUAGACUAGACUAGAGUAGACUAGUACAGUCUGGAAUCUGGGUACGAUGACUGCAGCAGGUGGUCGGGACAACUCAGAAGGUGUGAUAUUGUUGUAAUAAUGCCAAUGCCAGCCCGGGACUGUUUGUCUACCAACUCUGUCUCUACUCUCUAGUUAUAUUGCUGGGUACUUUUAUCAAA
Molecule: messenger RNA, 2311 nt
Organism: Pyrus x bretschneideri (Chinese white pear)
Lineage: Eukaryota; Viridiplantae; Streptophyta; Magnoliopsida; Rosales; Rosaceae
Product: CTP synthase
Exons: 22
Coding region: 114-1811 (565 amino acids)
Biological process (GO): CTP biosynthetic process; pyrimidine nucleobase biosynthetic process
Molecular function (GO): CTP synthase activity; identical protein binding
Source: RefSeq, a predicted model, not a curated record